Manacus vitellinus (golden-collared manakin) is the source of this 1157-nucleotide messenger RNA. It is a transcript of the gene TBXA2R, whose product is annotated as thromboxane A2 receptor. The transcript has 2 exons. Gene Ontology annotation, molecular function: thromboxane A2 receptor activity. Gene Ontology annotation, biological process: positive regulation of vasoconstriction; adenylate cyclase-activating G protein-coupled receptor signaling pathway; positive regulation of cytosolic calcium ion concentration. NCBI's taxonomy places the organism in Eukaryota, Metazoa, Chordata, Aves, Passeriformes, Pipridae. The record is from RefSeq and is a predicted model, not a curated record. Gene Ontology annotation, cellular component: plasma membrane. Bases 96 to 1157 code for a protein of 353 amino acids.
GGCGGGCUCGGUGCUGGCAGUGGGGGUCACAGGCCAUGGAGCCGAGCCAGGAGGGUGCCUGAAGCUGCCAGAAGGAGCGUGAGGGGGUGGGGGAUAUGGAGCCCCCCAACAGCAGCGUGGCUGGGCCGACACACUCGUGUUUCGGGGUGUUCAACGCCAGCGACGGCCGCGCCAACGCGCGGAACAGCAUCGCCUCGCCCUGGUUCUCCACGGCCUUCGGCCUCAUCGGCCUCUGCUCCAACCUCUUCGCCCUCUGCGUCCUGCUCAGCUCCUCCCGCAAGCUCUCCAGCCACGCCCGCUCCUCCUUCCUCGUCUUCCUCUGCGGGCUGGUGGUCACGGACUUCAUGGGGCUGCUGGUGACAGCCUCGGUCAUCAUCCCCUACCACUUCAUCAAGUUCCCCUGGGCCGAGGUGGACCCCGACUGCCACCUCUGCAACUUCCUCGGCUUCUCCAUGGUGUUCUUCGGGCAGUGCCCGCUGCUGCUGGGGGCCACCAUGGCCGGGGAGCGGUUCCUGGGCAUCAACCGCCCCUUCUCCCGCUCCACCAGCAUCUCCAAGCGCCGUGCCUGGGCCAUGGUGGGGCUGGUGUGGGGCUUCUCCUGCCUGCUGGGGCUGCUGCCGGUGCUGGGGCUGGGCCGGUACACGCUGCAGUUCCCCGGCUCCUGGUGCUUCCUCACCCUCCUGCCCGACACCGGCGACAUCAUCUUCUGCCUGCUCUUCGCUCUGCUGGGGAUCCUGUCGGUGCUGCUCUCCUUCAUCCUCAACACCAUCAGUGUGGUCACGCUCUGCCGCGUCUACCACGACCGCGAGUCGGUGCAGCGGCGCCGCGACAGCGAGGUGGAGAUGAUGGUGCAGCUCGUGGGUAUCAUGAUCAUCGCAACCAUCUGCUGGAUGCCCCUCCUGAUCUUCAUCGUGCAGACGGCGCUGCAGCACCUGCCCGGCGGGCGGGCCCAGGAGCUGCCCACGGACACGCAGGAGAUGCUGCUCAUCUACAUCCGCAUGGUCACCUGGAACCAGAUCCUGGACCCCUGGGUGUACAUCCUGUUCCGGCGGGCGGUGCUGCACCGCGUGUACCCCCGGCUGCGCCCCCGGCCCUCCAUCGUGUCCCUCACCCCCUCCCUGCGCCGCAAGCUCACCGCCGGCUCCGUCCUGCAGUAG